AUGGAAUACCUCAUUCGGUUCGUCCAGGCGCAUGAGAGUUUUCGGCGGCCGGAGAUCGAGGCACUCUCGACACUCGAGCAAUUACCCUGCGAGAUUGUGUCCUAUGCCGAGACUUCUCCCUUCUGUGUGGUGAGGUUUCCUGCCUCCGGCCCACGACAUGGCACGGGUGGUUCCCUACCGGUGGUGGAGGACGUUUCUUUCGAGAGCCUUGAGGCCAGAAUAAAGAACUUUGAAAGCCGCUCUGUCUUGUCAAAGUGCAUCUAUGAAAUAUGGGGACAGGGACGGGAUUAUGAAGAACUUCACGUGGAUGUGAAACGGAAAAGUCACCACCUGUGGGAUCGCUUUCGCCAUGUAUCAUUCAAGUUUUCAGUCGACUCUUACUGUAGCACGAGAGAUGUGGACCAACAAAGACAGAUUAUCGACUCAUUUAAAUACCUUGAUUUCAGGGGCAAGAUCAAGAUGAAGAAUCCGGAAGCCGAGUUCUCCAUCUUGGAAGAGUGGCUUCCUUGGAUCUCCCCGAGUGACAUUCAAGAGCACACGUCAGCCUGUGAUGCAGCAAUCGACAAAGUAGCAGGUACAAGUCUGAGAAGAGUGUUUCUCGCCCGCAAGAUUGGCGAUUCGCGUCGUUGGCUGAGAGAGAAGCAUGACCUCAAAAAGCGGCCGUAUAUCUCAACAACAUCAAUGGACGCAGAGUUGGCGCUGCUGACGGCGACUAUGGCCCUAGCGAGCCCUGGAAAGCUUUUUCUGGAUCCUUUUGUGGGAACUGGUGGUUUCAUGGUCGCCGCUGCAGAGCUGGGAGCUGUUGUUCUGGGAUCAGACAUCGACGGCCGCAGUUUUCGCGGAAAAGGCUCCGGUCUGAUCCAAGGGGUUGGAGCAAAUUUUCAAAAGUAUGGGUUAACGCAUUUGUUUGGGGACUGUCUGACUUCCGACUUGACGAAUACACCGUUCCGCUGUGCUGCGACAUCGUCCAGGUCGAGCGACGGUCGGUGGCUGGAUGGGGUUGUUUGUGAUCCUCCUUACGGCGUACGUGAAGGAUUGAAGGUGCUUGGAGUGAAAUUGAGGCAGAGUCGCAUGGAGGCAGCCGAAAUUAACGGCGAAGGAUCCGGUCUGGCAGAGAGUUCCAAACCGCUGACGGAACUUUUGGUCAACGGCGUCCCGGCGCAUACGCUGCCUGGGUAUGUCGCGCCAAAGAAACCCUACUCCUUCGCGCGUAUGCUUGACGAUAUCCUGGACUUCGCCGCUAGAACACUGGUCGAUGGUGGCCGUGUCGCAUUCUGGAUGCCGACCGCGAACGAAAACGAAUUCGGUGAUGAAGAAGCCACCAUACCGACGCAUCCCCAUCUCGAACUGAAACACGAGUGUAUCCAGAGAUUCAACAAGUGGAGUCGAAAAUUACUGGUGUAUGAGAGAAUGCCCGGGAUCCUCGAUUUAGAGGUACACAUUGACGGAUUUGCUGGUCGAGAGGGGAAAUCGACAGCAAGCGCUGGUCGUACAGCCGACGAGCUGAAUCCUUUUCGUAGAAGAUAUUUUCAGUCCUUUGGCGCAGACAGGAAUGCAAGCUAG
Fonsecaea nubica is the source of this 1563-nucleotide messenger RNA. RefSeq lists its product as hypothetical. The transcript has a single exon. Gene Ontology annotation, biological process: methylation. The coding region runs from base 1 to 1563 and encodes 520 amino acids. The record is from RefSeq and is a predicted model, not a curated record. NCBI's taxonomy places the organism in Eukaryota, Fungi, Ascomycota, Eurotiomycetes, Chaetothyriales, Herpotrichiellaceae. Gene Ontology annotation, molecular function: nucleic acid binding. Gene Ontology annotation, cellular component: cytoplasm.